GUGGCACUGACUGGCAGCACUGCUGGGCUGCACUGGUGGGCAGCACUGGUGGGCACAGGUGGGUGGCACUGUUGGGCACAGGUGGGUGGGCACAUGUGGGUGGCACUGCUGGGCACAUGUGGGUGCACUGCUGGGCACAGGAGGGUACACUGCUGGGCACAGGUGGGCGGAACUGGUGGGUGGCACUGCUGGGCACCGAUCAUCAGGGCACUGAUCAUCAGUGCCCUGAUGAUUGGUGCUGAUCCCUGCUCUGACAACUGCCGGUUCUCGGCAGUACUUUCCUCACGCUCUGACAGCGUGAGGAAAGUGCAGCCGAGAACCGGCAAUUGC
Molecule: messenger RNA, 330 nt
Organism: Staurois parvus
Lineage: Eukaryota; Metazoa; Chordata; Amphibia; Anura; Ranidae
Source: the annotation of a GenBank genome assembly